Messenger RNA from Amborella trichopoda, 942 nucleotides. RefSeq lists its product as uncharacterized. The record is from RefSeq and is a predicted model, not a curated record. NCBI's taxonomy places the organism in Eukaryota, Viridiplantae, Streptophyta, Magnoliopsida, Amborellales, Amborellaceae.
UUUCCCCCUCCACGUGGGCUACUUGCUCCUGUUUGAUAUUUUCCCCAUUCCCCACUUUCUCUCUCUUUCUUCCUCUCUUUCCCUUGUAUUUUAAGCACCCUCCUCCUCCCUCCGUCCCAAGCUCUACUCCAAACCCUCUCCCUCUCUCUCCCAUCCCUGUAUGGCGGCAGACUCUUCUGCCUCCUAUAUCCGCAUGGUUCAGCAUCUCAUUGAGAAAUGUUUGCUAUUCCACAUGACCCUGGAAGAAUGCGAAGAGGCCCUCUCUAAACACGCCAAUAUCAAACCCGUGAUCACCUCCACUGUGUGGAAGGAGUUAGAGAAAGAGAACAAGAGUUUUUUCGAGGCUUAUUCACAGGAGAGAGAGGAGAGGCGUUCAAAGGAAGAGAUACGCCAAAUGUUCUCUCAUUCUACUCUCCAAGAUUCUCCUCAUGCCUAAGUAACAACCACCACCACCCCUUCUUUCUCUCUCUCUCUCUCCUAAAUUAUGACCUGAGUUGUGAAAAUGACGUCCUUCUCUGUACACUCUCUCCUAAAUUAUGACCUAAAUUGUGAAAAUGACGUUCAAAAGGACGGAAUAAUUGGCUCGUCUCUCUUUCUCUCUCUAAAUGAAGAGCGGUCCCGUUUAGAGAGAGAAAGCUCAUUGUGGGGUUAUAUACGCAAUGAGGACCUGUAAAAGUAUGAGAAAGAUACGGAGGCAUUUGUCGUUGAGGAGGGUAAAAUGGAAAUGCCAAAGUGGGUCUGAGGCGAUGCUUCGAAUACACGACGAACAGGUGGCAGUUCGGGGCUGUUGACACGUGGCAGCCGACCCGCGUGACAAGAUGCCGUUUGAUUCCUCUUUGUUACGACACGUGUCGUAUGUGUACACCUGUCAUCUUCAUGCUAUUUUCGUCUACUUUUUGUGAAAUAUUAUUAAGUUUAUGAAAUUAAUUGUUACGUAAUUUA